Tachysurus fulvidraco (yellow catfish) is the source of this 2844-nucleotide messenger RNA. RefSeq names its product EF-hand domain family, member B (gene efhb). The record is from RefSeq and is a predicted model, not a curated record. Gene Ontology annotation, molecular function: calcium ion binding. The transcript has 13 exons. Lineage: Eukaryota; Metazoa; Chordata; Actinopteri; Siluriformes; Bagridae. Bases 146 to 1909 code for a protein of 587 amino acids.
UCGUUAUUAAUAUUCAUGAGUUGGGCGUGCUCUGUAGAAAUAGGUGGCGGAAAUGCGCUGCCAAAUUCCGUUGCUAAACAACAGCAUGUAAACAUUCAGGGUCAAAAAUAAUAACGUUAGCGUUAUUCAGCUCGACACGCGAAAGAUGAGUGUUUUUGACAGGACAACGAGCGUCUGUAGACGCAGAGACACUUUCCCAAAUAUUAGAGCGGCAGGGAAAGUUCUACCACAAGGAGACAGGGCACAGGCAUGUCUGCAGGAAAUAUCCUCAAGGCCUGAGACGCCCCCAGUGGUCAAGAAGUUUCUCAACAGUACACAUCCAGAGCCAGGAACAAGCCGUGUGUUCUUCGGGAAAGCAAACGACCCAGAUAUUGCCAGCAGUUUGGUGCAUGGAAUAAGCACACAGCCGUCUAUAGAUGCUGGACCUUUGAUCAACCCACCACCGAAAACCUGCUACCAGGAAAGGCUGCGAGAAAUUCAGGAGGCCAUUUACAGCAGCAGACAUAAAGCUCCAUUUGGAAAGUCCCAUGUUAAGGGUUCUAUGCUUCCGGAUGGUCUUCAUCCUGAAAAAACAACUUUUGGUCUUAAAUUACCUUAUUCUUUUAAUGCUGGUGAGGUCAUCAAUCCACCCAAAACAGCACAGCAGGUAGAACAAGAAGCGCUUGCCGGACACGAGAGAUACCUACGAUCACACAAGUCCUACUUCGUUGGUGAGUGUGUGAACAGGAAGUAUGACUUGAGGAGCUACAGAAAGGACAGUAUGUUUGGUGUGGUCACUCCACAUCGCAGUGAUGGACACAAUACAAGAAAAUCUCUCCAGUGGCUCUGUGAUGAACAAACGAACCACAGCGCAAAAUUUGUCUCGAAGCGAUGCGACGACUUCAGAGAGAGGACACAGUCUCAGAUUGGCAAAGUGCGUGACCCGAUCGCAGACACCUUGACUGUUCCGGCUGAUCACACUUUCGGAGCGCUGCUGCCUACUGACAGCUUCGGUGCAGCAGACGUCCUGUACGCCACACCACUUUCAGAGCACAGGAAAGGACAGGACAGACGUCACACGCUGGUCAACGCUGUACGCCAGCACCUGAAGAAGGCUAACUACCACAACUUCUCCUCUUUGCUUCAAGCUUUCAGACACUACGAUAAGAAAGGCCGGGGAAAUAUCGAUAAGGAGGACCUAAGGGACAUGUGCCACGAGUUUAACCUGGACCUCAGCGCUGACGUUCUGGAUGAACUUAUGGACUUCUGCGACGUUGAUAAAGACGGGCUAAUUAACUUCCUGGAAUUUGCAAAUUUCCUUAACUGGAAGGACAAAAUGCCGAUCAGUCGAGCGGAUCAAAAGAUUUUGACAGGAGAGCAGAAACCCAGCACGGCCCCGGCUGUCAGCACGAGAGCCGCGGAUCGGGAAGCCGACACUGAGAAAAAGGCUGGGACUGAAAUCCUGGCUAAGUGUGAAGACCUGGAACCUGUAAAGGUGGGGAGCUUUCUGAAGACCCCCAAAACAUUGAGCAGAACUCGAGCAGAGCCAGAGCGCUUCCUCACCUCAUCCUCUGCCAUCUGCGCCAUCGUGGAUGACCUGGCUGCUAACGAUAAUCGGAUGUACGGCAUCCCGUCGGUACGUACAGAUUUGCCUGCCCCGCGUAUCAAACGCAUCAGUGACCGAACAAACUAUGGUGAUGAAGGCACGGCAUAUGAACUGCUUUUUCCCACGUUGUACUCGCUGUCAGGGGUGAACGAGAGACAUUUCUUCUGUCCCCGCACCAAGAACGAGAUGGAGCAGAUUUUCCGGAACGUCGGGAUGCUUAUUCCAGAGCCGACGUUUGAGGAAGCCUGGAGUUUGGCAUCUAGGAGUCACCCAAGCGGAGAAGUUUGUGUGGAGAGUUUUAGAAAAUUUCUUCAGGCAAAAUAGGAAAGGAAGUGCAUUGUUCAGACUGGUUCAAAUUUAAGUGAAAAAUACAUUAAAAAAUGUCAGGAUUUUAAAAGGUUUAAUAUAACCAACAUGGUAUUGAAUAAACUUUGCGUUUUUCCAAAGAGUCAGCUAGAAUCGGUGGAAUAGUUUCUAUCUAUUGUAGACAUUUAUACAGAUAUUCUAUUGGAGGCUGUCCGCUAUCACUGUGCUGUAUCACUGUUCACUAUGGCUGUCUGUUAUCGCUGUCCUGUAUCACUGUUCACUAUGGCAGGCUGUUAUCACUGUCCUGUAUCACUGUUCACUAUGGCAGGCUGUUAUCGCUGUGCUGUAUCACUGUUCACUAUGGCUGGCUGUUAUCGCUGUGCUGUAUCACUGUUCACUAUGGCAGGCUGUUAUCGCUGUCCUGUAUCACUGUUCACUAUGGCAGGCUGUUAUCGCUGUCCUGUAUCACUGUUCACUAUGGCAGGCUGUUAUCGCUGUGCUGUAUCACUGUUCACUAUGGCAGGCUGUUAUCGCUGUCCUGUAUCACUGUUCACUAUGGCUGUCUGUUAUCGCUGUCCUGUAUCACUGUUCACUAUGGCUGUCUGUUAACCCUGUCCUGUAUUGCUGUCAGCUAUCACUGUCCUAUAUAGAACGGGGCAUGAAAGCCUUUAUUAUCGCCACAUAUACAUUACAGCACAGUGGAGUUCUUUUCUUCACAUACCCCAACUAAGGAGGUUGGGGUCAGAGUGCAAGGGCAGAGCAACGGCUGUUCGCUGUAUCGCUGUCCUGUAUCGCUGUCUGCUAUCACUGUCCUGUAUCGCUGUCUGCUAUUGCUGUCCUGUAUCACUGUUCAAUAUGAAUCUCCUCUAUGGCUGUCUGCUAUUGCUCUCCUGUAUCACUGUCCUGUAUCGCUUUCCUGCAUCGCUGUCCUGCAUCGCUGUCCUGUAUCACUG